GUUUUUCCAGUAAUCGAAGAUGGCAAGUUCAUUUCGUAAAAGUUUUAUGUUAUCUAGUGAAAAUUUGGACGAUUUGUGUAAUCAUUUCAACACAUUGGAUAAAGAUGGAAAUGGAUUCUUGGAUGUUAGUGAAUUGAAGCAAGCUUUAGAGAUUGUAGGAUUCAAAAUACCUCAAUGGCAGGUUCGGCAGAUGCUUGAUGACAUGGAGAGAGGCCGUGUUGGUGAUAAGAAAGGCCAACUUUCUUUCGAUGAAUUCCAAAAGAUUUAUGGUGAGCUGAAAUCAAAAGAAGUUACCAACAUGUUCAAAACUGCUGUUUCUAAAAGAGAAAAUUUAGAAACACUUGGAGGGAUGUCAGAAGCAUCUAGUGAAGGUACUACACAUUCUGUAAGACAUGAAGAGCAGGUUGCAUUUUCUGAUUGGAUAAAUACAAAUUUAGGGAGAGAUCCAGAUUUAAAGCACCUAUUGCCUAUUGAUAGUGAUGGUAAAAGUCUUUAUGAUAAAGUGAAAGAUGGUAUACUCUUAUGCAAAAUCAUUAAUCAUUCAUGUCCAGAUACAAUAGAUGAGCGGGUCAUUAAUAAAAAAAAUUUAACUGUAUAUACAAAGCAUGAAAAUUUAACCUUAGCCUUAAAUUCAUCUCAAGCGAUUGGAUGCAAUGUAAUUAACAUUGAUGCACAUGACCUGGCAAAAGGAAAGCCACAUUUAGUGUUAGGACUUCUGUGGCAAAUUAUACGAAUUGGAUUAUUUAAUCAAAUAACAUUAGAACAUUGCCCUGGAUUGGUGCAGUUAGUUAACCCUGGUGAAGAAAUGUCUGAUCUUAUGAAGUUAUCUCCUGAGAAUAUACUUCUGAGGUGGGUAAAUUACCACUUAGAAAGAGCUGGAACAAACAGACGAAUCUCAAACUUUACAAAUGAUAUCAAGGACUCUGAGAUAUAUACUCAUCUUCUUAAGCAAAUUGCUCCUCUUGAUGCUGGUGUCACUCUUGAAGCUCUGAUGAAAACAGAUAUGCUUGAUAGGGCUGAAAUAAUGUUAAAGCAAGCUGAUAAAAUUGGAUGUCGUAGCUUUUUGACUCCUCAUGAUGUUGUAGAGGGUGUAUAUAAACUCAAUGUUGCUUUUGUUGCCAAUUUAUUCAAUAAUCAUCCAGCUCUAGACCAGCCAGAUGAACCCCUUGAAAUGGUCAAUCUAGAAGAAACUAGAGAAGAAAAAACAUAUCGAAAUUGGAUGAAUAGCAUGGGUGUUUCUCCUUAUGUGAAUUGGCUAUACAGCGAUCUGGCAGAUGGACUCGUUAUAUUUCAAUUAUAUGAUACUAUAAAACCUGGGAUUGUUGAAUGGAAUCGUGUGCACAAAAUAUUUAGCAAGCUAAAAGGAUUUAUGGAAAAAUUAGAAAACUGCAACUAUGCAGUUUCUCUUGGUAAAGAAUUAAAAUUUUCCUUAGUUGGCAUAGCUGGUCAUGAUAUUUCGGAAGGAAAUCCCACAUUGACAUUAGCAUUAGUAUGGCAACUGAUGAGAGCAUAUACCCUGACAAUAUUGACACAGCUAGCAAAUACAGGUCAUCCAGUUGUAGAGAAAGAAAUUGUUGAAUGGGUUAAUAACAAACUGAAAGAAGUUGGAAAAGAAACAAGUAUAAAAAAUUUUCAAGAUUCCUCAAUUUCCUCAGCUUUACCUAUCAUUGAUCUAAUUGAUGCCAUUCAACCAGGUUCAAUAAAUUAUAGUCAAGUUUUGUCUGGUAAUGUACCAGAGGAUAGAAUGGCUAAUGCAAAAUAUGCCAUUUCUAUGGCAAGAAAAAUUGGUGCUAGAAUUUAUGCUCUUCCUGAAGAUAUUGCAGAAGUAAAGCAAAAGAUGGUUAUGACAGUUUUUGCAUGUCUUAUGGCUAGGGACUACAUUCCUAAUAUGGGUGUAAAAAGCAUCACAGAAUGAACUUAGAAAUGUAGAAGUUAUGUAAAUUUUGGAAAAAUAUUGUGCUUUCAACUGCAUUGCAAAUUUAUAAUACAAAAUUAGAUGUAAAUACUAGAUUGAAAUUCAGUGAAAAAAAAAUCUAAUUCUUUCUCUCAAGAGUUGAGAAUUCCUUAAAAGAUACAGAAACUGUUUUUUCCCUAAACCUUAUACUACAUUCAGCAUAAUUGCAUAACAUAACUUUCUAAUACUUGCACUACUUUCAAAUAUUCUUUUGUCCAUAAACUUACAUCUUCUGCAUUGAAAAUGAGGUUUUUUUUAAAUCCAAAAUACAUGUAUGCAAUUAUUUGCACUUCUUGUAUAAUAUAGUCAAUUCGCGAUAACUUGAAUCUAAAGGGACCGACGAAAAACUUAGACUUAUCGGAAGUUUGACUUACCGCUAGUUUCGGUUUUCGUCAUUUUAAUAUUAAAAACCAUCGAAUAUUUUAAUUAAUAUGUACAUAUUACAGACAAAAUUACAGAAAAGUUUUUCAGCACAAUAUUCACAGUUUAAUCAAAUAUAUUGAGAGAAAAAAAAAUUAAAAGCAUGGUUUUGAUUUCAAUAUUGCUGGAACCACUUGAGUAGAUCUGAUUCUACUUCAGAAAAGGUGCACAUCUCCAUUCGUUUCAAAUUCGGAUUCAACAAUUCUACCGCUUUAGAAGUUUCUCUUUUAAUAUCAUUGAUAGAGUAUUUGCUUAGACAUCUUUAAAAGUAAAGAAAACUCGCUCUGUCUCACAGGAACUUAUCAGCAAAUGAUCGAACUAAAGAAUGAAGGUGAACACAUCUUAACUUAGGUCAGCCUUUGAAUAAAGGUACAAUCAGUUGACUUGACAACUUGACCGCUUAAAAACAAAUUUGUAGUCUAGCAGCAUGUCAAAGUGUAAACAGUACAGUACAACAAAAUAAAACAACAAACUCAUUUCCGCACGUGUAACUCCUUUAUCGCACAUAGGUUCAACAAGGGUUCUCCUUGCUUUAGAGGUCUAUUUUGCAGGAAUUGCAAGUAAAGGUGAAAUAAUUUUUCUCUCAUAGUCACUUCUUUUUUUUUCAUGUUUUCGAAAUGAAUUUAUCAUCUUGGAAAAAACUUAGAGUUAAAGGAAGUUUACUUCGAAAUAUUGAGAAUAAUUAGCAUGGAAUUAAAGACAGGACUUGAUAAAAACUUCGAGUUAUCGCACAUUGAGUGUAUACAUAUUUUUUAACUAAUUGAUGUUCUUAUUUUUUUGAGUUCUGUGUAUAGACUUGUGACAUUAGCAAAUGUCAUCUUUAAAUGUCUAAUUCAUUCAUUUUACAUAUGCUCUUACUUUUUCUUCCAUUCAUGUGAACCAAAAGUUAAUAAAUUUUGCGUUUUUAAUGCUAACAUUAAAAAUAUCAAAAAAUUGUUAAAGCAUUCAAGAAUGUUUCAAAAGUAAGUUGAUAAAAAGUAUUCAUAAAGUGUGAUUAAAAAAAAGUAUUUUUUUUUUUGCAAAAAAUGUAUUAACAGGAAGUUUUUGAAGAUAAAUUCAGGCAUUUUUUUAAAAGUAGAUCCAUGUUACUUAUGAAUAAGUAUGGUAUCUUGGAAAUUUUUAUCAAUUAUUUUUGGGAUAGAAAUGUUUUUUCAAUUUUGGUGCAAUAAAAGAAUGUCAUGACAGAAACAUAAACAUGAUUUUUGAAUGUGAUAAGAAAUAUAAUUUUCAAAACUUGAAUUAUGAUACCUUUUUGUUUCAAAUGACUUAGGUAUCUACACAAUGGUGCAAACAUGGUUAAAGGAAAAGGGGGAAAAUCACUUUCCUCUUCUAAGGUAGAAUGUAUGACAAUAAUUGAUUAAGAUGUUAUGUCUAAUGGAUUUAUUGUAUUGAAACAAUCUUUCAUGAAGUGUGCCAAGUAUGUAUUAAUUCUAAAUGGACAAGACAGACUGAAAAGCUGUGUUUUGCAUUAGAAACUAGACUGUGACAUGAAAAAAAAAAUUCUUUAAGUGUCGUUUUGUCUUAAAUUUACCAAAUACAUCCCCAGGUGUGAUUGUGAGUUCAUGAAAAAAAUAACAAGUUUUAGAGUUAAAAACUGUGUGCGUAUGUAUGAAAGAUUGUGUCUUGUUUUUCUUUAAAUCAGGCCCCCGUGCAAAAAAAAAAAAAUUGUUUUUUGAUCAAUUUCAGUGUACAUGCUAGAUGCAAUUCUUACGUUUAAAUAGUUCUUCUAUUAAAAUAUUUAUGUGUAUUUAAUUAAAUUCUCAUAAAAACAUGAAGUAGCCAAUCAGCUUCUAAAUACAAAUGAUCUACAAUAAAUUAUUCAGAAAUGUUACUAACAUAUGCAUAUUAUUUGCACUUUAUGUGAGUGAUGUACAAAUUUUCUCAAGAUAAAAUCAAAAAGUUCUCAACAUAUUUAAUGAGGAAAAAAGGACAUGCAGUCUAUAUAUAAAAAAUAAACAACCCAGUAAGGGAUCUUUAUUAGAAAAUGUUUAGGGUAUAAAUAUAAAUGACAUGCUUAUAACCACUGAUGAAUAUUAAAGGAAAAUGAUCAAAUCUCCCCCAAAAGCAUUGUAAUUGAUUUUUAAAAAAAGUGUUGGAAAUAAUCAAGAUGAGAUAAAAAGAUGUGUGAAAGAAACCAUUAAAAGCAUGAUAAAAUCACUAAUUAUGAACCAGCAACAUUUUGUACUUGAUUUUUAAAACUUUUUACAAAUAUUUUUGCAUCUCAAUGUAUGCAAGCCUGCAUACAAAUUUACAGAGUAGUAGGGAAAUUAAACUACUCCAAAUGAAAGCGUGGACCUGUAAUUUUGACAAAAUUGUAUGUGUAUAUUUUGGUUACGGAAUUCAAAGAAUAAUCUUUCAUUCUUUAAAUAUUAACAAUAAAAUCAUAAUGAUUUUAUUUAAUAAUAAUUAAACUAAUUUUACAAUAACUUAGAGCAAUAAAUGUAGCUAAACAAAAGCUGCUUCCAGCAGAUUUUUUUUUCUUUUGUAGGGAUAUUUCCACUUUAGCUAUAAUUUAGGAUAUGAAAUGUUUGUUAAAUUCUGACGCCCAAUUUCCACCAGAUGAAGGCAUAUGGGCUGUCUCAAUGCAAAAUUGCACUUGGAAUUUUAAUUCAGCCAAGAGUAUCUGGUUCAAAUAGACAUUUGAGGGUUUUUUUAACAUGCUGAAUAAUCUGCAACAUGUAAAAACAUUGACAAUAGUCUGCUUCUUUCAAAUUCAGUCUGCAGACAGUUUAAGCCUGCACCCUAAGACAUAAGAGACAAACACCUACAUAUUAUGCCACUGACCUAAAAGACUAAAAGUAAUUAUAAUGCGUGAAUAGUUGUACACAGUUUUGCUUUGCUUUUGGUUUCUGCUCAUAACUCAAAUUUUUAUUUUUUAGUAUCACUAUAUAACUAUGUUGUUCCAAACAUAAUGCACUUAACACAUAAAAUCUAAAUGGUAGAAAAACUUUUUUUAAAUAUUAAGAAACAAUAGAUGUACCAAAAAGUAAGUAUAAAAAAUGUGAAGUCAGAUGAUUGCAGAAAGUAAAGCAUAAAAAUAUUUAUAAGAUUCAUUCUUAAUUUAAAUUAUAUUCAUAAAAUUUACACCUUAGUGAAAUAAAUCUAAUUAAAAAUAGGUUAUAUUUAACAUUCGUAAUUUUGAUUCAAUCUGAAAUUCCUACUCAGCACUUAACUAAGUUUUAUUGGUCACAUCUCAAACUGUGAGUUGACUGUAUUGUUUUUCUUAGCAACUGAAACUUAAAAGGUCUAUGGAUUUAUAAUAGUAGAAAUACAUAUGCAUAUCUAGAUGUGAAAUGUUUAUCUGGGUGCUAUUUAUGUUUUUAAAUAUUCUCCUGAUUUGAAUGAAAUAAAUGUUUUACUAAUAUCUUUAAAUGAAAUUAAUUUUAAAUGAAUAUGUGCCAAGUUACUGUCCAGAAUGCAUAAGUUUUGUCAAAUUUUCUUAUUAUUCAUAUUGAAAAUGUGAAAGGUUUAAUAUGUCCUAAUUGUAGAAAUAGAUAUCCAUUUCUUAGCAUAAUAUACUCAUUCAAGAAAUUAAUGCACAUGAGCUAUUUCACUUUUUAUUAAAAUUUGUGCAGUUUUUAUAAUGGUAAUAUUAUGUAUUUUUAAUGUCUUUUAUUGUGCUGUUUGCUCUUAUGAUUUUAAUUUAUAAAACGAAUUUUCAAAUUGCUAUAAGUUCAGAUAGACUAUUUAGAAUUAUAUAAUUAAAAAUAAAUCAAGUAAAAAGACCAGCUUUUUUAGUAGGAAGAGAAGAAAUACAAUGAGCAUUUAUUUUAAUUUAAAACUGUGCUGUUCUUAUACAAUGGUAUCAAUUAGAAUAACAAUAAGUUUUCUAACACAAAUCCUUGUCGCUUUGCAAGCAAAUGCCAAACAACAGUAUUACAGUUUCAUCCAUUUUUUGGGCAUGUCAGGCUGGAAUAGCCAUUAUAGAGCUGAAGGUCUUGUAUAGUAGCUAAGUACAUCUUCAUACUAAUAGCUAUAAGUAUUUUAACUCGCUAGUGAGAGGUUCCUAAACAUGGUACAACUUUACUUCAAAAAGUGCAGAUAAAAGCUGCCGUAUAAAGUUGUAAAUUUCCGCCACAGAGCUAAAGCAGAAUUGCGUUGUAUUGCAACUUGAAUGCAGAACUGCAGCUUGAAGUUUUAUCUUUUUCAAGAAAUUUAUUAUGUUGUUUUAAUUAGAAGAAAUCCUUUCUAAUAAAUUUGAGUUUUAAUUGGCUGUUUUGUCAAUAUUAACAUUUAUUCUAAGCUACUUUUGAAGAAUAUUAAUGUGCAAAGUUAUAUAACAUUUCCAAAAAAAAGCUUGCAUUAAUCAGAAAAUAUCUUGUAAUACUACAAUUUUGAAUUAGAUGCUUUCCAGACAAACUUUUUUAGUCUUUGAUAUAUCCGGCCAUUUUAAUGAUUUUUGUAUGAAUGUAUUUUGAUAAAAAUCUUGAAUUGUUUGAGCAAUUUACAUAAUGUGUAUUUUAAUAUUUAGAUAUUUUAUAUAUUUUGUACAUUUCAUAAGUGCUUAUGCUGUAUAUACAUAUAUUCAAAACAUCAACAUGUUUGAUUGAAUUCAAAAUAUUGGUAUUCCAAGUCAUAUAUUUAUGUAUUGAACUAUUCCUUUUAUGUUUUACAUACAUACAGCUUCUUUAUUUGUAAAAUAAAGCUUUGACU
Molecule: messenger RNA, 7027 nt
Organism: Uloborus diversus
Lineage: Eukaryota; Metazoa; Arthropoda; Arachnida; Araneae; Uloboridae
Gene: Fim
Product: plastin-1-like
Exons: 13
Coding region: 20-1915 (631 amino acids)
Biological process (GO): actin filament network formation; actin filament bundle assembly
Cellular component (GO): actin filament; actin filament bundle; cytoplasm
Molecular function (GO): actin filament binding; calcium ion binding
Source: RefSeq, a predicted model, not a curated record